AUGGUCACUUCGACUCCUUAUUAUGCACAAGCUAAUGGCCAAGUUGAAGCAGCAAACAAGAUAUUGAUAGGCUUGAUUAAAAAGUAUAUUGGGAAUAGGCCUCGAACAUGGCAUGAGACUUUAAGUCAAGUGUUCUGGUCUUAUCGAAAUUCACCAAGAGGUUCAACAGGAACCUCACCUUAUAAAUUAGUAUAUGGUCAUGAUGCAGUAUUACCAUUAGAAAUUAAUUUAAAUACUUUAAGAGUGUCGAAACAGAAUGAUUUGCCUGUCGAUGAUUACUGGAAUGCAAUGUUUGAUGAGUUGAACGAAUUAGAUUCAGAGCGAAUUUUGGCACUUGAGAAUGUCAUUCGACAAAAAGAAAGUAUUGCUCGAAGUUAUAAUCGUCGAAUUAAAGAAAAAUCUUUCAAGAUAGGCAAGUUGGUGUUGAAAGUUAUUUUACCAAUGGAGAAGAAAUCGAGAUUUUUGGGUAAAUGGUCCAAUAGUUGGGAAGGCUCUUUUCAAAUAAUCGAGACAUAUUCUGAAAAUGCCUAUCAAAUUAAAGAUAUCGAGUCGGGAAAGGUAAUUAAUUCGAUCAAUGGCAAAUAUUUAAAAUUCUUCUAUUGCUGGCAAACUUAG
This is a messenger RNA of Arachis ipaensis, 615 nucleotides long. The record is from RefSeq and is a predicted model, not a curated record. Lineage: Eukaryota; Viridiplantae; Streptophyta; Magnoliopsida; Fabales; Fabaceae.